UGGUGACCCAUUUAUGCAAGAUGAUUUUUCGACUUUCUCUCCCCUUCUUUCAAUAUCUAAGGUGAAGAUAACUAAUUUUGGUUAUGGCCUUUUGGAUAUCUUUCUUUGCUUUUCCUUAUCAGAGAAUGUUAGGGAGCUGAAAGGAGGCUUGGGACUGUGUUGCAGUAGAUAAAAAGAAGAAGAAAUCCUCCUGUUGGCAAUAACUGUUGUCAUCGGCACAUGGAGAACUCUGUGAGCAUUGCAAUAUCUCAGGAUUUUAGCCUCGGCUUUGUUGGAAGGAGAUGGUUGAGAUAAGAAUAGGGAAAGAACAUCAAGAAGAAGAAAAUACGUCGUGGAAAUGGAUAAUGAUAGUCAGUGCCCAAGGGUGUGAAGUUGAAUCUGAUUGCUUCAUAUUCACUAUAACAGGUGAAAAUACUCUGAACUUUGGUAUGAUGGAUGCUUGCCAAUCACCUCCUUCAUUUUCCUCCCCUCAAGGAGCUUCGCAUUAUGAUGAGCUCUCCAUGAAAGAGAGUUUGAUCUUUUCAGAUAGCUUGAAGGACUUGAAGGAUCUUAGCAAGCAGUUAUACUCAGCAGCUGAAUAUUUUGAAUUAUCUUACAACGGACAAGAUCAUAAACAAAUAGUGGUGAACACGCUCAGAGAUUAUGCAACUAAAGCUUUCAUCAACACUGUGGAUCACUUGGGCUCCAUGACUUAUAAGGUCAAUUGUCUCCUGGAUGACAAGAUUGGGGAAGCUUCUGCAAUUGAGCUUAGAUUCUCUUGUGUUCAACAGAGACGACGAAUGUGUGAGAUGUUCAUGGACCACGGAGGCCUAUCUCAACAGUCACUAGCAAUAAGAACUCCAAAGCACCACAUGCGAUAUAUCCUACCAGGCAUGCUUCCCUUCACAAGAUUUGUCAUUGGUUUAUUAAGACCAAAAGAUCGAAGUCGGUUCAUGCGUAAGAACUUUCUUUCAGUUUCGAAAGCUAAAGACGGUGGAGACAACAAAAAUCUGCGAUAUUGCGUGACAAAUGAAGUAAAUGGCGAAAUAUCAGCAGAAGUAUAUCCGAGAAAUAUAGACUUCUGCAUCAAUCGUCAGGAGACGGCAUUUGGCAACACAAUUUCCACAAUCCUCCCGAACGGGCCCCUUUUCAUUCGCAAGUACCUUGUCCAACAAAAAAGCAGAAAAACGCACCUCCCCAUUUCUAUUUCAACUCACACGUUCAAGUUCUCUGGCCGAUAAAUCCACAUCUCCAAACCCUUCUAACGCCAAAAAACGAUACCCAUCAGAACCCCGAAGAUCCACUUCAAUGUCUACUCAUGUUGAGAGGAACAGAAGAACUGAUAUCGAGCUGUAUUCCAGCAAAAACAAAAGUCUCUUCAAGGCCUUGCUUAGCAUGCAGAAGUCAAGAAAGGACAGCAAGUUGUACAAGUUCCUGGACGAGAAAUAAGAAGAAGGGGAUAAAGGAAACCGGAUAGACCCAUAUAUGAGUUUCUUUGCAUCAAAAGUGUACCUGAAUAUGUUGAAGAUCACUGGAAAUACUUUGAUUAUGUCGUAUAACUAAAAACGUUUCAGAUCAGACAGCUGCAAAUGAAUUUGGCACCAGAAUGCUCCACAUAAAAACAGGAGCUCAACUGUACAGAUUUCAUGUGUGACA
Molecule: messenger RNA, 1635 nt
Organism: Eucalyptus grandis
Lineage: Eukaryota; Viridiplantae; Streptophyta; Magnoliopsida; Myrtales; Myrtaceae
Product: protein ABIL3
Exons: 9
Coding region: 282-1220 (312 amino acids)
Source: RefSeq, a predicted model, not a curated record